Molecule: messenger RNA, 1125 nt
Organism: Dama dama (fallow deer)
Lineage: Eukaryota; Metazoa; Chordata; Mammalia; Artiodactyla; Cervidae
Gene: TUSC2
Product: tumor suppressor 2, mitochondrial calcium regulator
Exons: 3
Coding region: 131-463 (110 amino acids)
Biological process (GO): inflammatory response; regulation of mitochondrial membrane potential
Cellular component (GO): mitochondrion
Source: RefSeq, a predicted model, not a curated record
AAGGCGGCGGCAGCGGCGGCGGCGGCGGCGGCGGCAUCUGCAAGCCAAGGCCCAGGCAGGGCAUGGUGGCGCCGACGGCCUUGUAAGAGCGAAGUUACCGCGGGGCCCGCCAUGCGCCGGCGGCCCUGACAUGGGCGCCAGCGGCUCCAAAGCUCGGGGCCUGUGGCCCUUCACCUCGGCGGCGGGGGGCGGUGGCCCAGAGGCGGCGGUCGCUGAGCAAGCUUUGGUGCGACCGCGAGGCCGAGUCGUGCCCCCCUUCGUAUUCACGCGCCGCGGCUCCAUGUUCUAUGACGAGGAUGGGGAUCUGGCUCACGAAUUCUAUGAGGAGACAAUCGUCACCAAGAACGGGCAGAAGCGGGCCAAGCUGAGGCGGGUGCAUAAGAACCUGAUUCCUCAGGGCACCGUGAAGCUGGAUCCCCCCCGCAUCCACGUGGAUUUCCCUGUGAUCCUCUAUGAGGUGUGAGCCUGGGGGGUGGCAGGCAUAAACACCCCCUGCCCCAGCAAGACACCCCCAGGCUCAAGGUGUGGCUUCCAUUGAGGAACCUAGGCUGGGGCCACAACAGUGAAUAAACUCCACUGGCCUGGAACCUUCAGCUGUGAGCAGGGCAGUCCUACAGUGCUGGUUGGGUGUUGGUUUGUAUGUGGACCAGAGGUGGCUGGAAGCUGGUGAGGGCUGAUGGCGGAGUUACCAGUCCACCUUUCCCAGCAGUCCCUACAAGGAGCAUGGCAGGGCACAUGCUGGUCAGGAAUGCCUGGUUCCUGUGCCCCUGCCUGGCCUGCAUUCUUCCAAGCUUGCCUAGGGCCCAGCCCUGCUAGAGGCUGCAGCACUUUACAAGCAAGGUCUGCCUUUUUCCAGCCCCAGGGCAAUGGGAGCUCUACAAAAGUAGGAACUUCCUUUCCCUCACUUCCUUUACCCUCUCGUUGGAGCAUUUCAGCCGUUUGCUACCUCGAUUCCUCCUGUGUUGGAUAGAGGCUGGGGGCAGAACAAGCCUGAUUUUUCCUGCCCACCUGCCCAUUUGUUCCCAGCCCCAGAUGGAUGAACAAUUUGCUGGCUGUUAAUAGGAAUAGGGACUGGUGUGGGAGGUUUCUCCCUCUACCCAGGGCUGGCCCGAUCCCUCCCCACUG